Chrysochloris asiatica (Cape golden mole) is the source of this 1056-nucleotide messenger RNA. It is a transcript of the gene ATF4, whose product is annotated as activating transcription factor 4. The record is from RefSeq and is a predicted model, not a curated record. The transcript is spliced from 2 exons. The coding region runs from base 1 to 1056 and encodes 351 amino acids. Gene Ontology annotation, molecular function: RNA polymerase II transcription regulatory region sequence-specific DNA binding; DNA-binding transcription activator activity, RNA polymerase II-specific. Lineage: Eukaryota; Metazoa; Chordata; Mammalia; Afrosoricida; Chrysochloridae. Gene Ontology annotation, cellular component: ATF4-CREB1 transcription factor complex; ATF1-ATF4 transcription factor complex; nucleus. Gene Ontology annotation, biological process: regulation of transcription by RNA polymerase II.
AUGGCCGAGAUGAGCUUCCUGAGCAGCGAGGUGUUGGCGGGGGACUUGAUGUCCCCCUUCAACCAGUCGGGUUUGGGGGCUGAAGACAGCUUAGGUCUCUUAGAUGACUUCCUGGAGGUGCCCAAGCACUUCAGACCGCAUGGGUUCUCCAGGGUCAAGGCUAAGGUGGGCUCCUCCGACUGGCUGGCUGUGGAUGGCUUGGUCGAUGCCUCAGACAACGGCAAGGAGGAUGCCUUCUCCGGGACAGAUUGGAUGGUGGAGAAGAUGGAUCUGAAAGAGUUCGACUUUGAUGCCCUGUUCAGUUUAGGUGACCUGGAAACCAUGCCAGAUGAGCUUUUGGCUACGUUGGAUGACACCUGUGAUCUCUUUGACCCCUUAGUCCAGGAGACUAAUAAGGAGCCCCCCCAGACCGUGAACCCAAUCGACCAUCUCCCAGAAAGUUUGCCACAUACCGACCAGGUUGCCCCCUUCACUAUUCUGCAACCUCUCCCUCACUCCCCAGGGGCCCUGGCCUCCACACCAGACCACUCCUUUAGUUUAGAUCUUGGCAGUGAAGUGGAUAUUUCUGAAGGAGACAGGAAGGCAGACCCACUUCCUUAUAUUUCUGUAGUCCCUCAGUGCAUAAAGGAGGAGGAUACGCCCUCAGAUAACGACAGUGGGAUUUGUAUGAGCCCAGAACCGUAUCUGGGCUCUCCGCAACCCAGCCCCUCCACCUCUGGGGACUCCCCAAAUAGGAGUGUGCUGUCUUCACCUACCGUUGGUUCUCCUCGGCCUAAACCGUAUGAUCCCAUUGGAGAGAAGGUGGUAGCAGCUAAAGUAAAGGGAGAGAAAUGGGAUAAGAAACUGAAAAAAAUGGAGCAGAACAAGACGGCAGCCACUAAAUAUCGUCAGAAGAAGAGGGCAGAGCAGGAGGCCCUGGCUGGGGAGUGGAAAGAACUAGAAAAGAAGAAUGAGGCUCUGAAAGAGAAGGCAGACUCCCUGGCCAAGGAGAUCCAGUAUCUGAAAGACUUGAUAGAGGAGGUCCGCAGGGCCAGGGGAAAGAAAAAGGGGCCCUAG